Molecule: messenger RNA, 1244 nt
Organism: Lucilia sericata (common green bottle fly)
Lineage: Eukaryota; Metazoa; Arthropoda; Insecta; Diptera; Calliphoridae
Product: ADP-ribosylation factor-like protein 1
Exons: 4
Coding region: 214-756 (180 amino acids)
Biological process (GO): intracellular protein transport; vesicle-mediated transport
Cellular component (GO): Golgi apparatus; cytoplasm
Molecular function (GO): GTPase activity; GTP binding
Source: RefSeq, a predicted model, not a curated record
UUUUUUCUAGUCAUGACAUUUCUCCUCUCUUUCUUAACCGUUUCAAUUUUGACAGUUUAUUAAAACGAAAAAAAUAGGAAAAUAUAUUGGCCAGCCGAUAAAUUUUUUUUGCAUAUUUUUAAGGAAAAAUUAAUAAAAAUAUCUGUAAAAAAGUAAAGAAAAGAAGAAAAACAACAUUUCCAAUACAACUUUAAAUUAUUAAUAAGGAAAAAUAUGGGAGGAGUAUUAAGUUAUUUUCGUGGUUUACUGGGUUCGCGUGAAAUGCGUAUAUUGAUAUUGGGUCUAGAUGGUGCUGGCAAAACAACAAUAUUGUAUAGACUACAAGUGGGAGAAGUGGUGACCACUAUACCAACGAUUGGUUUUAAUGUGGAACAGGUGACAUAUAAAAAUUUGAAAUUCCAAGUAUGGGAUUUGGGUGGACAGACAAGUAUAAGACCCUACUGGCGUUGUUAUUAUAGCAAUACAGAUGCUAUAAUUUAUGUGGUAGAUUCUGCAGAUCGUGAUAGAAUAGGCAUUUCCAAAGAUGAGCUUUUAUACAUGUUAAGGGAAGAAGAACUUGCCGGUGCCGUUUUGGUAGUAUUAGCCAAUAAACAAGAUAUGGAAGGCUGUAUGACUGUUGCUGAAGUUCAUCAUGCUUUAGGUUUGGAAAAUCUAAAAAAUCGUACUUUCCAAAUUUUCAAAACCUCUGCGACUAAGGGUGAAGGCCUUGAUCAAGCUAUGGAUUGGCUUUCCAAUACUCUACAAAGUCGUAAAUAGUCGUAUUUACUUAACCUCUACUACAUCUCUUUUCCUCCCAUAUAUAGUUCCCCUCUCCAAAAAGAAUGAAAGCAAAAAAAACCUAUACCUUUCGUAUUCAAUUAUGUCAAAGAAAAAAAAAAAAUUAAAUUUUAUUUUGUUUAAUUUCUGUACUCCUGUACAACCUAACGAUUCCUUCUACAUUUUUUGUUUGUAAUUUUAAGUAAUUAUAAAUAUGCAAUUAAAAAACAACAACAAAAUCAUAAACAAGUUUAUAAUAAAAACCUGUAUUUGUCUUGUGGUGUCCUUUCUGUUAUGGCGAAACACUUUAUACGUUGAAGAAAGCCCUAAACACUUUUAUACCCCUCACUCUCCUCCCCUUUUAAGAUUUUAGUAUUUCAUAGAAAACUUUUUUUAUACUUAAAUUUAGUAAAACAUAUAAGAAAGUAAUACAAUAAAUUUAAUAUUAGAGUAAUUAUAAUAAAAAAGUUGACGUUUGUGAACAGGUA